AUGAAGACGCCGAAGACCCAGAAAGACAUUCAAAGCCUUAUCGGACGUGUCGCUGCCUUGACGCGCUUCAUCUCCAAGGCCACUGAUAAAUGCGUACCGUUCUUCAAAGCCUUGAAAGGGGGCAAACAUCAUAUCGCGUGGACUCCCGAAUGUGACCAAGCAUUUCAAGACUUGAAGAACUACAUGAGCAAGGCACCACCAUUGUCAAAACCGCUUGCAAACAACGCGUCUCUCAAUACUACGACUCCAGGGUCAGAUCCUGCUCGUUCCGAGUCGGAGAUUGGGUCAUGCGAAAAGUCUCUCUGGCAACUAGCGAGAUCAUCAGCAUCCAGCGAUCGGGGACUUAUCGGCUCAGAGACUUCAAUGGAAAGACUCUUGGUCAUCCUUGGAACGUAG
Messenger RNA from Prunus armeniaca (apricot), 396 nucleotides. The record is from the annotation of a GenBank genome assembly. Lineage: Eukaryota; Viridiplantae; Streptophyta; Magnoliopsida; Rosales; Rosaceae.